CAACCAACGCAAACCCUCUAGGGAAUUUAUCAAGAUGACCUCGGUUUUCCCUUUUGCUGGAGCUUCCAGACCUGAUGAUUCAACUCUUAAGAAACAAGAGUCUGGAGAAGCUGUAACCGUGUCACCUAAGUGCCCCUUUGGAUAUGAUUCGACUCUUGAGAAACCUCGUGACGACCGAAAUAAACAACAGGCUGUCCAGGAGAGUAAUGCUAAACAAGAGUCUGGAGAAGCUGCAACUGUGUCACCUAAGUGUCCCUUUGGAUAUGAUUCGACUAUUAAGAACCCUCAUGACGACCAAAAUAAACAACUGACCGUCCAGGAGAGCAAGCCUAAACAAGAUUCUGGAGAAUCUGCAACUGUGUCACCUAAAUGCCCCUUUGGAUAUGAUACUCAAACAUUUAAACUUGGUCCUUUUAGCUGCAUGAUAUGUCAGGCGCUUCUUUAUGAUUGCAGCAGAUGUGUGCCCUGUUCACAUGUAUUCUGCAAGGCAUGUAUCUCCCGGUUUAAGGACUGUCCAUUAUGUGGUGCUGAUAUUGAAAAGAUUGAGGCCGACAUGAAUCUUCAGAAUGUUGUUGAUCGCUUUAUUGAAGGCCAUGCAAGGAUUAAGAGGUCUCAAGCUAAUAACGAAGAAGAAGAUGUAGGCGAGAAGAAAACAGUUAUAUAUGAGGACGCGUCUUUGGAGCGGGGAGCUUUCCUGGUUCAACAAGCCAUGCGGGCUUUUCGUGCCAAUAAUAUCUGUAGUGCAAAAUCAAGAUUUACUAUGUGUGCGGAUGACAUCAGAGAACAGCUUCAGAGAAUGGGGAAUACAUCAGAGUUGUGCUCACAACUUGGAGCAGUUCUUGGUAUGCUUGGUGACUGCAGUCGAGCUACCGGAGAUGCUGUAUCUGCAGUCACUUACUUUGAAGAGAGUGUCAAUUUCCUUUUGAAAGUACCUAAAGAUGAUCUAGAGACCACACACACUCUUUCUGUUUCGCUAAACAAAAUUGGAGAUCUUAAAUACUAUGAUGGAGAUUUGCAAGCUGCAAGAUCACAUUAUAUUCAGGCGUUGGAUGUUCGCCGCAACGCCAUCAAGCAACAGUCUGUGCCAUCUCAGAUAGUCGAUGUGGCCAUUUCCUUAGCAAAAGUGGCUGAUAUUGAUCGAAAUCUUGGCGAUGAGUAUGCUGCAGUUGAAGGAUUUCAAGAAGGCAUAAAGUUACUGCAAUCCCUUAAACUAAAUCCUGAAGAAGUUAGCCUCGAACAACGGCGGCUAUCAGUGCUCGAGUUCCUCAACAGCCAGCUUGAAAAGAAACAAACUUGAUUCAGCUGCCCCGCUGAAGUCAUUUCCAACAUAGUAAAGGACGAAUAAGAAUAAGGACAAUACGUGUUGUCAUAUCGUUUGGUGGUGUAAACACUAGGUGUGGUUACCUAUCUCUUGCAAGCUCGGUUUAGAGACAACCCGAGAUAAAUUUCGGUGUAAAUGCAGUAGAAAUAAGUGAUAGAUGCUAAAAGAUUUUCUAAGUAAUAUGCCUGUGCCAAAUCAAUAUAGUCGUAUAUUCCAAAGAUUCAGCAUAUUGUGCAUGUACCCCUUAGUACUUGAAGAAUCUCUACAUUUCAGUAUCCUUUUAGUUACCAAAAAAAUAAAAAGAAUUUCAGUAUCCUUAUUACAA
This is a messenger RNA of Lycium ferocissimum, 1646 nucleotides long. RefSeq names its product protein NCA1-like. The coding region runs from base 35 to 1297 and encodes 420 amino acids. Gene Ontology annotation, molecular function: ubiquitin protein ligase activity; protein binding. Gene Ontology annotation, biological process: protein ubiquitination. The transcript is spliced from 8 exons. The record is from RefSeq and is a predicted model, not a curated record. NCBI's taxonomy places the organism in Eukaryota, Viridiplantae, Streptophyta, Magnoliopsida, Solanales, Solanaceae.